This is a messenger RNA of Papilio xuthus (Asian swallowtail), 1551 nucleotides long. It is a transcript of the gene MESR6, whose product is annotated as misexpression suppressor of ras 6. The transcript is spliced from 4 exons. The coding region runs from base 388 to 1533 and encodes 381 amino acids. NCBI's taxonomy places the organism in Eukaryota, Metazoa, Arthropoda, Insecta, Lepidoptera, Papilionidae. The record is from RefSeq and is a predicted model, not a curated record.
AUCUAAUGUAUCGCUUAAUAUAUACCACCGCGGCUAUUGCCUGGCAUUUACAUCAAUCCACAGUUUGUUAAUAUCCAGGAAUAAUCGUAAAUAUAAUUGAAAGUUUAGCCUUGAUGCUUGCGGCAAAUAAGUAAAGGCACCAUUAAUCUACCAAGGUAGUUUCAGGCCAUUGUAGUUUUCAUCAAGCAUAUCUGUGCAAGGAACGUGAGUGCCAAUUAUGGCAGUGUAUUAAGAAUAACCUAUGUUACUUUUGUAUGCAAAUAGCAAACAAAUGCUACAUAAAAGUCUACAAUCUUGAAUGUUUAAGGCCAUGAUCAAAUUGAACACAUUAAAAAAAUCUCCCGAUCAUGAAUUCAUUACUGCUUUGACACAAGUAAAAUUUAAAGUAUGACAGAUACUUUUGGGAAGAAUGCAGCAUUGAAGCGCUUCAAAAAAAUCCCCGUUUACGUGGUCGAAGAGCACAAUGAGGCGUUACAAUUUAUAUACUCUGCGAUUGGCGGGAAAAAGCUGCCGGUGGAGGGAAAUACGCUGGUGCACCUGGAUGCACAUCCAGACAUGUUGAUAGACCGUAUGCUGAGCGGGCACGAAGCGCGCGCGGGCAAGAGCGUGUUGCCCCUGCUGCAGAUCGAGAACUGGAUCGUGCCGGCGGCGGCGGCCGGUCAUAUCGGCCGUGUGCUGUGGCUGCGACCACCCUGGGCUCGGCAAUUCACAGACGGUACUCGUCGUAUAAACGUAGGCGACCACCCUGCAACGGGUUUACUACGGGUCGACAGCAAGGAACCGUACUAUUUAUCGGACGCGCUUUACUCCUCCGAUCUCUUAAAUGCUAAAGAAUUCACAUUCACAGUCGCCGAACUGUCUAAUGUAAAUUCUGAGCACUAUGUUGAUGAGUUUGCCAAAAACUUACAUAUAAGCGAGCCUUAUGUAUUGGAUAUAGAUUUAGAUUUCUUUAGCACCGGUAAUCCAUUCCUAAGUUUGUAUGAAGACAUCGGACUUUACGACCGCUUGGAGCCGAUAUUCAGCUUUGAGUUGCCGGCAGACGACGACGAGCAAACAGUGGAGAAAGUUAUCGCGUUACGGGAGCGCCAAUUGCAGGAACUCGAACACUUGUUCCAGUUUCUGGAAGAGCAUAACACGCUUGAAGACUACGAAGGGGAAAAAACGGAUUUGUUCCGAAGGGUUUCGAAUCUAGCCGAAGUGGUGAGGGCGGAGGCGGAGCGGUUAAGCGAUAGUCCCGACUGGUGGGCCGUGUUCGCCGCGGGCUGUACAAGGGACAACGGCGGUCUGCCUUAUCACAUCAGCUCGCACCAAGAGAUUGAACACUACGUCCGUGGGACUUUGAAAUUACUUCUAAGUCGCCUUCCACAGCCCAUACUCGUUACAGUCGCUCGAUCCACUGAUGAUGGUUAUUGUCCGCCAGAUCAAGUUGACUUCAUUCAGUCGCUGGUUUUACAAACGUUACAAGAAGUUUAUAACACCGAUGAUCCGCAUUUAUACUAUUUAAAUGUUAAUAUACCCAAUACCGAGGAAUAAAAUGUAUCAAAAUGAGAA